This is a messenger RNA of Mytilus trossulus (common blue mussel), 4498 nucleotides long. RefSeq names its product UBX domain-containing protein 11-like. Gene Ontology annotation, biological process: proteasome-mediated ubiquitin-dependent protein catabolic process. The transcript is spliced from 17 exons. Gene Ontology annotation, molecular function: ubiquitin binding. The record is from RefSeq and is a predicted model, not a curated record. Bases 287 to 2035 code for a protein of 582 amino acids. Lineage: Eukaryota; Metazoa; Mollusca; Bivalvia; Mytilida; Mytilidae.
CUUGUACUUCAUUGUAUUUCCGGUGGCAAGUAAACAAAAAAAAUGUGGUAUAUUGAUUUCUGAGUAUUUUAUAUACGUUUUAUUUCAUGAAGAUGUUAAAACCUAGUCGUGUUACUUCGAUAACCAUUUAACACAUUGGAAGAUCUUCUUAAAUUACAAUUAUCUGAAGUCCUCUUCUACAACGGAACAAACGUAAACGCACAAGAUAUUUACACAGAAAAUAAUAACAAAAAAGAAUAUGAUUUGUGCAUAGUCUAUGGAAGUGAAAUAACUUUUUAUCAUCAGAAUGAGUUCACCACUAUCAAGUUUGAAGAAAUCACACAAACAGUCUUUACUACCAGGGAGAUUGGACCAAAUGGAACCCAGCCUAACAGAUAGGUCUUCAAAAAGUCGAAAAUUAGAUGAUGGUAAAAAGGGUAAAAAGUCAAGGUCAAGGUCACUACCAUUCAGGCAUCCAGAAUAUUCAGAGGAUGAAAGUAGACUACUGGAAGAAAUUACUACUAAUAUGGCUACAGCUAGGAUGAAAAUAAGAGAUCCAUUUAUUGGAGGUCUACCAAAACUAGAUACAACAAGGGGUCUACUGUCCAACCAGAAUACUCCUAGAAUGUCUAAUACAUCAUCAUUAGAACGACCUCCCAGUGCAUCUUCCUACGAUCGUAACACCUAUGAUCGUAACACCUAUGAUUUCCACAAUCACAAUACUUUUUUGACAGCUCCAAGUGAUCAUGACUUAAUGUCAGCCAUGAUGAGUAAAAUUACAGCAUUAGAGACGAGAGUUGUUUCACAAGGCAAAGAAAUAUCAGAAAAAGACAAAAGAAUCAAAAUUCUUGAAGAGAAACUUCAGAUUGUGCAGGCUUCUAAAGUACCAGAAGACACAGAUAGCAAGACACAGGCAUUAGAAAGGAAGUGUUUGUUGCUACAACAAAAUGUCCAUGAAAUGGAGACAUUUUUAGCAGAUUAUGGAAUGGUUUGGAUCGGUGAGAAGAGUGAUCCUAACUCUGAUGUUUACAAUGAAGAAGAUUUGUCUGAUGGUAGUAAUGAGGAGUUAUGGAGACCAGAAUCUUCCCUUGCUGGUGAUGAUGACCCACCCCCAUCACCAUCUAUAGACUAUGAUAAAAUAUUAGAGAAUAUCAAAGACCUGAAUGUUUUAGCUGGUGAUGGUAUUUCCAGAAUACAACACACAACAGAUGGUGCUAGACUAAAGAUGCCUGACCCAGUUGAUUUAGCCUUGUAUGCAAAUGGUAUAAUGAUGUAUAGUGGUCCAUUCCGUCCCUUCAGUGACCCACCAACACAGCAUUUACUAAAAGACAUAUUGGAUGGGUAUUUCCCAUCUGAGUUACAAACAAGAUAUCCAAGUGGUAUUCCAUUUGUAGUGAAAGAUUUUCGCCAUACACAUUUUGAGAUAAAGAAACCCUUGAAAGCAUUUAAAGGUGUUGGGCAAACUCUAGGUGGAGGUAUCCAGCCAUCAAGACUAGUAGCUUCAACACUGAACAAAACUACACAGAAAUCUGAUACACAUGAGAACCCAGAACACCCUAUAAGUGUUUCAGUAACCAGCAAACGACCAGGUAAAACCUUGACGAAAGACCAAUUUUUAAACAAAUUACCACAAUCUGUUGUUAAAGGUGGAAAGAUUGUAGAUAUUAGAAACACACUGAAUGAACAUCUAAGUGAUAAGACAAAGAGUGAGAAACCAGUUGUAACAGUUGUAGAAACAGAAACAGUUAAUGAAUUAAAGAAAAGGUUAGAGCUUGAAGAGUCAGUCAGACCAUCAACACCAAGGAAUAUAACAACUUUAAGAAUUAAAUCAGAAACAGGCAAUCAGACAUAUAUCUUAAAGAUGAAGUUUAACGAAACUGUAGGUGAUCUGAGGAAAUAUUUAAAUCUACAAAGAUCCCCAGCAGAAUCAGACUUCAAUAUAGUUUCAGCCUACCCAAAUAAAACACAUACUGAUGAUUCAAAGACAUUAGAAGCUAGUGGACUUGUACCUAAUGCUGUUCUACAUCUUAGAUUGAAGAAAGGAUCAUUCUCAUAACAUCAACUUUAUAAACCUAGAACUAAACUAAAUAGCCACAUGGCUUACACUGUCUUACAUUCCAUUCUAUGUAGAAGAAAACUAGAAUUUUUGACAUGAGGGUACAUUUUAUGGGGUUUUAAUUCUCCAACACAAAUGUGACAUGAGGUUGUCUCUACAUGUUUCCAUAUUUCUGUCCUAUUUCGAUAAAUUUUAUUAAAUUAAAUAACCGUAAUGUUUUUAAAUCAUUUGCUAAAACACAAAUACUUUUCAUCAAUAUUGCCAUUAGGUUAGGGAAAUUGUUUAUUUCCUUUUAUAUAAUCAAGAAAACAUAAUCAUAGCUUUUAUGGAUGAAUCUCAGAUUCUGGAUUAUUUGUAGAGAAUAAGUUUAGCAGUUUAAGUUAUUUUAAAAUAAUAUUACUUGAAUGUUUACAUUUGCCUUCUUUUUAUUUUAAACUUUUUGAAAUUAUUUUUAUCAUUAUUAUCCAAUAUGCAUGAAGUAUAGGUCUAUAGACAUAAGCAAACCACACUCAUCUAAACAUUUGUAGAAAGCCACUGAGGUUUUUUUUUAUAAAUAAAAGCUUACAUAAAAGCUGCAUUUUAAUUGUGUAUACGAGGCAUUUUCUGUCACAAAUUAAGUUCAUGGUGUCACAUACUGGUAGUGGAGCUUAUAAACAGAAACCUGUGAUAGUGAAACCGAAAUUGCCCCCUCCCCCAAAUAGCAGUGUUAAUAAAUACAAUUUCAAAAACUUAUUUAUUUUACUUUUUAUUACAUUGUGUUGUUGUCCAAAGACAUAAAGUUCCCAUAAACCAUGAAUUUUACUGUUUAAUGUUGAAAUUAUUGUAACCAAUCCAAUCAAAGGGCAUUUCCAAGAUUUGUCAGGCCACGUCUUUUAGAAAGCAGCUUAAAAAAUUAGCAAAAUAUAAUGUUGCUCAAAUGUAUAUUUUUUAUAGUCGUAGUUUUUAAAAACUUUUCAUGAAACCUUACACUGUUUUGGGGAUCUGUAUUAAAAAGCAUGUUGAUUUUUUUUUUAAUUUGUCAUUCCAAAAUAAUGUAGGACUGGAGGAACCAGAUUAUUAGAUAUUGUUGUGCCUUGUCAGGGCAAGCUUUAUUUUCUUUUAAUUAAUUUACUUCAAACUUUACACUGGUGUUGGCGUUUAUCAAAGUAAACCUUCAUGUAAUUUGGAAAAGUUUUGGACUUGCUUUUCCAGAGUUAUUGGACCUUUACCAUCAAAUUAAAGAGAUAAAAGAAAGGUUAAUUUUAUCCUCAGACAUAUUUUUUGGCAGAACCAUUUUCACUAACUUCUAUUAUUAGUAAUACUUAAAUGUACCAUUUAAUUCAUAUAACAAUUCCAAUAUCAAUGGAUACUGGUGCAACUUUGUAUUGUUGUUGUUUUAGGGUUAUCAGACUAAUUCAAUGUUGUUGCAUUUUAUCAACUUGAAAUAUGAUAUUUUCAUUUUUUCAAGAAUAAUUAAAUAUGUAUACCAUAAUUAAAAUACAGAAGCAAUCUAGUACUUAGAGAUUAAAUCUUAGUAGGGGGUGUAGGAGGGGUCCCUAAUCCCGAAAUUAAAAACAUGAAAUCCUGAGGUCCCGAAAUUUAAAAAAUUGAAAUCCUGCCAUCCCGAAAUUCGAAAAAACGAAUUCCCGGAACCCGAAAGGGUCAAUCCUGAAAUCCUGAGCUUAAAAACACAACAAGUCCCAACAAAGGUCCUUCCCCCCCUCUUAGUAGACAUUUAUCUGUUGGAAAUAGAUUAUCGAAGGAUUAAAUUGGAUCAACUGGUCUUCCAAAAAUGUGAUUUUAGUCAACAAAAAGAGAUUGUUCUUGACAUUAUUUAUAUUCUUAUUUAAUGUGUAUUUGUUUUUCUUUUAUUUAUUCAUUACUUCCUUUGUUCCAAUAUAUGUUCAUAUUUUAUUCCACAAAAGAAUACUGAUUUGAUCAAACAUGUUUAAGAUGGAAAUUUGGGGUUUUUACUUGCUUGAACAGUAACAAAGGUUACAGGCCGUAGCUUGAUAUUUUUCUGUCAUUUUAACACAUCUCCUGUAUUUUAUUGUUGUGCCUUUUGUUUUAUUUGUGUGGAUGGUAAUGUAAAAACAUGCAAGUUUAUAAUGGGUUUUUUUUUAUAUCUGAGUACCGGUAUAUUUUUAUGAUUAUUAUAUGUAACUUUUUUUUCAUAAUAUUUUGCUUUAUUUAUUUUUAGCAUUUAUUAUGAGAAUUCUAGUCGUCAUCUGCAAUGAACAUACGAGCACUGGUCACUUUAUAUGUUUUCUUAUGUUAUUCUUCACAUGGGAGGUAACUCCUGCAUUCAUGGCACAAUUUGUGAUAAGAUCACUUUGUUUAAACGCUUACAACAAUAACUAAACUUAAAAAGAUUUUUUAAUUAACAAAAAUGUCUAUUAUCAUUUUAAAGGACAAACAAUGUAUUUUGUGAUAAUUUACUGAAAUAUUUGACAUUAUUUUAUCAAAAAUAAAAUAUGAUAUUUA